This is a messenger RNA of Dermatophagoides pteronyssinus (European house dust mite), 3823 nucleotides long. RefSeq lists its product as uncharacterized. Lineage: Eukaryota; Metazoa; Arthropoda; Arachnida; Sarcoptiformes; Pyroglyphidae. The record is from RefSeq and is a predicted model, not a curated record.
AUGUUCAUCGUGUUCGAUUCGAAUGUUUUUUUUUUCGUUCGGUUUUUAAUUUGAAUCAUUUGGUUCGACGACCAAAAUGUAUCGUCAAAUUUUUUUCCAAUCAAUCAAUCGAUCGACACGACAAGGAUAUUAUCUAUCGAAAAUAUUAUGUCGUAAUUUUGGUGAUAAUCAAAUGAUGGUCGAACAGAAAUCAUCUACAAAACAAUUACAGAUGAAAAUUGAAAAUCGAUUAAAAAAUCGUAUUGUUGAAAUAGAUCUUGGUCGUGGACCGGUACGUUCAAAUGAUUUGAUCGAUCAGAUUGAUGUUCUUGAAGAAUCCAUUGUAAAAGCAACAAAUAUUGAUCAAAUACGUGAAUUAAUUCGUUAUAAUUAUCGUCAAUUUGAUACUAAUCAUGUUGUUCAAUUAUUCGAAUCAAUUGAUAAUAUUGUCAGAUAUUCUAUCGAUUCCGAUUCCACUAGAUAUGAUUUACUUGGUUCAAAAGAAUUUGAAAUUCUUGCUAAUCGUACAAUGAAAAUUAUUCGUAAUUUUGAAGCAUCUGAUUCAUUGAAUACAAUGAUUAUAUUGAAUAAUUUGGGCAUAUCGAAUGAUACCGUAUUACAACAGGCAAUGAUGCAAAUGAUUCGUUCAUGGAUUAAUGAUUAUUCUAUUGAUGAUCUUUAUCGUUUGGUUCGAUUUAUGAAAAAACAGCAACUUGAUAAUCAAAAUGAUAAUUGUCGACAUAGUUUACUGCAAGCCAUACAACUUGCAUUACCAUAUGCAUUAAAACAUCGAAUUCAAUAUAAAGAAUUGGAUUUUUUUCAUGCAAGAACAUUAAUGAAAACAGUGGAAAUGAUUGCAUAUUUUGGUAUUGAUAUUUUUGGCGAUUUGAAUUUAGUGGAAAAAUGUCUACAUUAUCUACAUCAACAACUAAAUCAUUUAGGUCCACAAGAAUGGCUGAAUAUUCUGGCAUUUAUUUAUGAAAUGAAUAUUCGAAUUGAUGAACCAUCAUCAAUGAUUGCUCAAACUAUACGUUUAAUAAUUCGUGAUUGUAUCGAUAACAUACGUAAUACUGAUAGUGCAAUACUUGAAGAUUUACAACCACGUUUUUUCGUUAAUGUCAUGAUGAAAAUUGAUCGUUAUGCUUCGAUUUAUUAUAAUCGAUAUCUAUUCGAUUUAAUUGCUGAACAUGCAUCGAAUCAUCCGGAAAAAUUUGGCCUAAUAAAUCUAUAUCUUAUUACACGUAAACUUGGUCAAUUUCGUUAUAUAAAUCAUCGAAUGUUGAAAUUUUUUGCCGAACAAAUUGAUAAUGAAAAUCCAGAUCUGAUGAGUAAAGAUUCAUCACCAAUUUCAUUAGUGAAUUUAUUUCAUUUGUUUUCAAAAUCAUCAAAUUAUCAUGAAGAAAUUCACGAAAAUUUUACUAAACUAGCCGAAAAAAUUAUUCAAUCCGAACGAUUUAUUAUGGAAACAACAAAAUUUAAAAUGAAUUAUUUUUAUUUUCUUCAAAGUUGUUUGUUGUUGAAUGCCAGAAUAUCGGAAAAUAUUCUAAUCGAAUGGUUUGGUAGUGAAUAUUUUAAUAAAGCAUUGGAUGUUCUACAAAGUCAAUCAAAAAGGAUAAUAUUUCUGAAAACAAUGGCCAUCAUUUAUGAAGGUUUAUUUGUACAGAAAUUAAUUGAAUUGAAUGAAAAAAAUGCCGAUUAUAUACGACGAAAAUUACAACCAUUUUUAAAUGAAUAUAUUGAACUAAUUCGAAAUGGUUUGGAAUGUCAACCACGAUCGUUUGAAAAAGAACAGAUUCGAUUAAUUUUGUCGAAACAAUUCGAACAGCAACAACAACAACAAAUACCGAUUGAUCAAAUAAUUCAAAUAAAUCAGGUAACUCCGACAGGAUCGAUAAUUGAUGUGGAAAUUUGUUUGGAAAAACAAAAAAUUGCAAUAAUUUUAUUGAAUCGUCGAAAUUAUUGCCGUCAUCCAUCGAUUAUUGAUGGUGAAACAAAAUUUCGUAUCGAAUCAUUAAAUCGACAAAAUUAUCAAUCAAUAAUAAUCGAUAUGGAAAUGUUUCAACGUUUAACCGAAUAUGAACGUGAAUUAUUUUUACAAAAAGAAAUUAGGCGUAAACCAACAUUAAUACAAGCAAAAGCAAUACCAUUAGCAUUAGAAGGUUAUGAUAUAUUGGCAAGAGCACGUACAGGUACGGGUAAAACUGGUGCAUUUACCAUACCGAUUUUACAGAAAAUUUUAAUGGCAAAAAAAUUCGCUACAUCAACCACGACGACCACAACAACUGCAUCAAAAAUUCGAGCAUUAAUUUUAGCACCAUCCAAAGAACUUUGUAAUCAAAUUUUACAAAAUUUCUCAAAACUUAUUGAAUUCUGUCGCCGAGAUAUUAAUAUUAUGGAUAUUUCACAUGGAAAUUUGGAUGAUAAACGUAAUUUUCUAAUCACUGAACAACCUGAUAUACUGAUUUCAACACCGAAAAAAAUUAUCGAAUAUUUUCAGGCAAAAAUAUUGAAAAAUUUACCAAAACAAUUGGAUUUUUUAGUUAUUGAUGAAUCUGAUCUAAUGUUUUCGUUUGGUUAUCGUGAAGAUUUAUUAAAAAUCUUUGAACAUUUAUCAUCAUCCAAAUCAUCGAAUGUACAACAUUUUCUAAUGUCAGCCACUUUAAAUACAGAUGUUUGUGAAUUGAAAAAUUUAUUACUAAAUAAUCCGGUAAUAUUAAAGUUGGAAGAACCAGAUUUACCGGAAUCGGAUAAACUUCAACAAUAUCAUAUUGAAGUAUUUGAUGAUGAAGAAAAAUUCGUACUAAUCAAUGCCCUGCUUAAACUUGGUUUGAUUGUUGGUAAAACCAUAAUAUUUGUCUCGAAUAUUGAUCGUUGUUAUCGUUUACGUUUAUUUUUGGAACAAUUUGGUAUCCGUUCUUGUUUACUGAAUUCUGAAUUACCAAUCAAAUCAAGAUGUUCAAUAAUUGAACAAUUUAAUAAUGAUAAUUAUGAUAUAAUUAUUGCAAGUGAUGAAAAAUGUUUAACGAAUCCGAAUCAACGUAAAACAACAACGACGAAGACGAUAAAACGAAAGAAAUUGGCUAAAACAAUAAUGGGUGAAUCAAGUGUUGCACGUGGAAUUGAUUUUAAAUUUGUAUCGAAUGUAAUUAAUUUUGAUUUUCCUGAAACAAUCGAUUCUUAUAUACAUCGUGUUGGACGUACUGCACGUGGUGGUGGUGGUAAUACGGAUGCUUCGAAUGAUGAUUCUUGUGGAACAGUUUUAUCAUUUGUUGGACCAGAUGAACAUGAAAAUUUUCAACGUGUUUGUCGAAAAUUUCAACGACGACAGUCAUCUUCAAAUGAAACAACAAAUGUAUUUCGUCCAUAUCAAUUUCGUAUGAAUGAAUUGGAAGCAUUUCGUUAUCGUUCACGUGAUGCAUUACGUUCAAUAACAACAAUCGCUAUACGAGAAGCAAGAUUACGUGAAAUUCGUCGUGAAAUGUUACAAUCAAAACAAUUACAGAAUGAAUUUUUUCAAAAACAUCCAAAAGAUUUAAAAAUAUUACGAUUUGAUCGUCCAUUAGAUGUUAUAAAAUCAGCACAUGGUAAUCGAUCACAUUUAAAAGAUCUACCGGAUUAUAUAAUACCAAAAACAUUACAAACAUCGGUUCGAAGUAAACGUGAAAAUCGACGAAUCGAACAACAAGCAAUGUUGAAUUAUCAACCAUCAUUAUCAGGACGGAAAAAGAAACGAAAAUCAAUGAAUCAAAUGAAAACGAAAUUAAAAAAUCAACAAAAUGAUCCAUUAAAAACAUUUCGAAUGAAUGCUAUACAACGAUAUAAGAAUAAAAAACGACAAAAAUCA